Molecule: messenger RNA, 2250 nt
Organism: Medicago truncatula (barrel medic)
Lineage: Eukaryota; Viridiplantae; Streptophyta; Magnoliopsida; Fabales; Fabaceae
Product: monoacylglycerol lipase ABHD6
Exons: 5
Coding region: 1067-2203 (378 amino acids)
Source: RefSeq, a predicted model, not a curated record
AUGUAGGUAAGCUAAUAGCUAUGUUUGUCUAUCUUUGGAUGUGAUGCUAGAUUAGCAAAAUCACUGAUCUUUCGUAUAUUUCUUUCUUAAUACUACUUCCGUGUUCUUUGGCUCCAAGUAGCCACACAUGUGGGUGCGAUUUUUAUUUUUCUUUAAAAUUCGAGAUCAUCCAUGUUAGGUUUCAAUAUAACAUAUUUAGCGCACUUCACACUUGCUGGAACAAUCUAUCUUUCAAACAUAAGUUCAACAUAUCACUUACCAUCCGCUCUUUUGGUCGAUAGACGUGAUGACAACAAAUAUUGAAAAUUCACACACAAGGUGUCUGAUCAAUUUUUUUUUUGGACAUUUUUGCUAAUUGAAUUAGGACUUAGGACACUUACCAUCUCUAAUACCAUUGUUGGAGAGUCCGAGAAAGUGUCAAGAAUAUGUCAAUACAUCAAGAAUAUUAGAGAGGAAGAUGUAAUAUCUUCACCUGCAACCUUGAGACAUUGGACACAUGAGUUAAUGCUGUCAACAUUAAGCGAAAAAAACCAUCGUUUAUAAAUAAUAUCAGAGUCCUAGUUCGACUUGAUGGAAAAGCAGGGGAAGCGGGAACUUGGCUUUAGAAGUUUAUAGACGCCACAUCUAUAAUUUAUUAUGUUGGUUUUGGGACAGGUGUUUUAUCUAACCUUGAAAGUUUAAAUUAGAGAUGUGAGAUGUCCAUGUUAUUCUUGUUUUUGUUUUUAUACGUUUUGUAUUUACUUAAUUAAUAAAAAAAAUGGAACAUAGAAGAAGAUGCAUCAUGUAACCGCUUCAUGAAUAGACAAUCCGCAAACAUUGCAUUCCAAAUCCAUGUUGUGUUGAGUUGGCCUUAUCUUGUCAUCUUUGCUCACCGUCUUCAUUUUCCAUAUUCAUAUCCAUCUGAAUACAUAAUGCAAAAUUAAAAAUUACCAAAAAUACUUUUUCUCAUCAUCAUAUAAAAAUAACACACCCAUUUGAAUUUCUUCAAAACCCAUUUCAAAUUCUUCAUAAACAUUCACAUUAAUCAUACAAAGUUUCAUUUUUGUUAUUAUAUAUUUUUCUUUCUAUGUUGUCUAAGUUUUCAAAAUGCGUCAGUUUUGCCGCUUCAAGAGACUGGUUAUACCGUCAUUCCUUCACCGUCGCCGGUCUCCGGUCCGUUGUGACCGAUCUCGGCGACGGAACCACCAUGCAUUGUUGGGUGCCUAAGUUACACAACCCAUGUAAACCAUCUCUUGUUCUUGUUCAUGGUUUUGGCGCCAAUGCAAUGUGGCAAUAUGGUGAACAUCUUCAUCAUUUCAUCAGACAGUUCAAUUUAUAUGUGCCUGAUCUUCUCUUCUUUGGUGGAUCAUUCACUUCAAGGCCAGAGAGGACAGAGUCUUUUCAAGCUUUGUGUUUGAAGAAGCUCAUGGAGGCUCAUGGUGUGAAUAGAUUGAGCUUGGUUGGUAUAAGCUAUGGAGGGUUUGUAGGGUAUAGUUUGGCUGCUCAGUUUCCUGAGGUGGUGGAGAAGUUGGCUUUGUGUUGUGCUGGUGUUUGUUUGGAGGAGAUUGAUAUGAAAAAUGGUUUGUUUAGGGUUUCUUCUUUAGAGGAAGCUUGUAGUAUUUUGUUGCCACAAACUCCUGAUAGGCUUAGGGAAUUGAUGAGGUUGUCUUUUGUUAGGCCUGCUAGGGCUGUGCCUUCUUGGUUCCUUGAAGAUUUCAUUCGUGUGAUGUGCACAGAUCACAUUGAACAGAAGAGAGAGUUGCUUGAGGCAAUACUAAAAGGUAGACAAUUUUCCAACCUUCCAAAGAUCAAACAGAAACCGACUCUAAUCAUGUGGGGAGAGCAAGAUCAGAUAUUCCCUCUGGAAUUAGGAGCCAGAUUAAAAAGGCAUAUAGGUGAAAAUGCUCAAAUGGUGGUCAUCAAGAAUGCAGGGCAUGCAUUGAACAUUGAAAAGUCCAAAGAAUUUGCUAGACACUUGAAGUCAUUCCUCAUCGAUGCAGGGUCGCGCCCCUCCUCUCCACCUACUUUGAAGGAGCAAAUUCAAAAGACAUUUUGGUUUGAUUUCAUCAGGUAUAGAUCAGGAUGGGGUGCAUUGGCAUGGUGUGUUGCUUUAUUAUUAUUGCAGCCAAUAUUCGAAACCAAAUUAUUUGUAAUACUUCUCAUCAUUUUUCUUCUAAAUGCCUCUCUCAGUUUCCUCUUCAUUCCUAAUAAACACUUGAGAUGAACCAGUUGCAGAGAUACAUUAUUUGCUGCACCACUUAUAUUUCAAAA